GGUCCGGUAUGAGCGAGGCGCGGCUGCGGGCCGGGCGCGGCCCCGGCGGGGCGCGGGAGCCCCAGGACAAGGAGUCAGAGUCUGAGAACAAGCUGGAUGGAGAGACAGCGUCAGACAGCGAGAGCAAAUCCGAGUUUGGGGGUUCAUCCCCAGUGCCAACCUCGGAUGACACCCCAGAGGUGCUGAACAGGGCCCUGUCCAACCUGUCCUCAAGAUGGAAAAAUUGGUGGGUGAGAGGCAUCCUCACGCUGGCAAUGAUCACCUUCUUCUUCAUCAUCAUCUACUUGGGCCCCAUGGUCUUGAUGACAAUAGUGAUGUGUGUCCAGAUCAAAUGUUUCCACGAGAUCAUCACCAUCGGCUACAACGUGUACCACUCGUACGACCUGCCCUGGUUCAGGACGCUCAGCUGGUACUUCCUGCUGUGUGUGAACUAUUUCUUCUACGGCGAGACGGUGACAGAUUAUUUCUUCACCCUGGUGCAGAGGGAGGAGCCCCUGAGGAUCCUCAGCAAAUACCAUCGCUUCAUUUCCUUUGCCCUCUACCUGACAGGUUUCUGCAUGUUUGUCUUGAGUCUGGUGAAGAAACACUAUCGCCUCCAGUUCUACAUGUUCGGCUGGACCCACGUGACGUUGCUGAUCGUUGUCACCCAGUCCCACCUCAUCAUCCACAACCUGUUUGAAGGAAUGAUCUGGUUCAUUGUCCCCAUCUCCUGUGUGAUCUGCAAUGACAUCAUGGCCUACAUGUUCGGGUUCUUCUUCGGCCGCACGCCGCUCAUCAAGCUCUCCCCAAAGAAGACCUGGGAGGGUUUUAUCGGAGGAUUUUUUUCCACCGUUCUCUUUGGAUUGUUGCUGUCCUACGUCAUGUCGGGGUAUCGCUGCUUCACCUGCCCCGUGGAGUUCAACAACGACACCAACAGCUUCACCGUGGACUGCGAGCCCUCGGAGCUGUUCCAGCUGCAGGAGUACAACAUCCCCGUGGUGCUGCAGUCUGUGGUGGGCUGGAAGACCGUGCGGAUGUACCCCUUCCAAAUCCACAGCAUCGCCCUCUCCACCUUCGCCUCCCUCAUCGGGCCCUUCGGGGGGUUCUUUGCCAGUGGCUUUAAGAGGGCCUUCAAAAUCAAGGACUUUGCCAACACCAUCCCGGGGCACGGGGGGAUCAUGGAUCGCUUCGACUGCCAGUACCUGAUGGCCACCUUUGUCAACGUGUACAUUGCCAGCUUCAUCAGAGGCCCCAACCCAAGCAAACUGAUCCAGCAGUUCCUGACCCUGAGGCCAGACCAGCAGCUCCACAUCUUCAACACGCUCAAAGCUCACCUGGUGGACAGGGGAGUCCUGGGGAGCCUGGAGGACGCGUAGACAGGAGGAGGUGGUUGGAGCAGGACUGAGAACAGACAGGCCUCCUCCAGGGAAUUCCUGGCUUGCCUGAUUGGAGACAAUAACAAGGCCUCAUUUCACUGUAACUUUUCUUCCUUUCUUGGUAAAUGUUUGCAUUUGUGGUUUAUUUUUUUUUUUUUUUUAAAUAAUAUAUUUAUAGAGCUUUGGUUCAAACGAGCAAAUCUUGGGUUGGUAGCUGAGGAGGAGUUAAGGCUUGGGAGGACUGUUGGGUGGGGCAGGAGGGUGUGACUGUCCCGGUGGAUUGUUCUGAGCCCUGGGGUGUGUGGGCAGAGUUGAGCUUUCCCUGGGAGCGGGUUUGGCAGGGAAUGCAGAGCCUGGGGCUGUGCUCUCCCCUGGCCCUUGUGCUCAGGGUGGCAGCUCUGGGGACCCUGCUCCUCUCCAGGGACAGCUGGGAGUACGCUGGGAAUUGUCCCAGCAGUUCCUGCCGUGGGAAUCUCCUUGCACAAGGAUCUUGUACUAACCCAGCCCCAUUUCCUCUGCCCAGCCCUGCUCCUGCUCUCACCUGCUGCUUCUGCAGAGCCUCUCACAUUCCCUCCCUCCAGGGCUGCUGUUUCGGCAAAUCAGAUUUUUUAUAACCAAUUAAACCAGAAACAGACUGGGGAUGAGGAGUCGAGGAAGUGGCAGUUGUGUGUGGGAAUGUGGGAGGUUCAGAUUCUUCCAAAACUGAUGGAAGUAAGUAAGUUUUAAAGAACGUUGAAGUUCCGUUGAGCAAUUCCUGCCAAGUGAGAACAACUUUUAAACAACUUGGUUUGUCUUUCCCCCAUUAAAUAACCUUCAAAAACCACACUUCUUCAUUUAUCCAAGGUUGGGAACCCCACACUGGGAUAUUUGAAGUAACCUGGGGAGCAGUUUCCAGCCAGUUUUGUUGCUGGGUGGGCUCCAGCUGCAGCUGGGGGUUUUGUUUUCUUUCAGGGAUCAUGUCUGUUUGUUACUUGAGUUGUAGAAGUCGUGCUGCUGAGUUUACCACGGUCUGUGUUGCGUUUCAGUCUGGGUCCAUUUCUCUGCAAGUCACUGUCCUGCUUCGCUCGCUGAAUCUUGUCAGAAAUAGUUUGUUCUUUAUAGCCACAAGUUUUAUCAAAGUCCUUUCCUUUAUUUUGUCAUGCUUUUUUAUUAUUUAAAAACGAGGGCCCUAAAGAUUUGAAAACUUUUCCUUUUUUUUUUUUUUAAAAAAAAUUUGUUUGUUUUGUUUUGUUUUUUGUUUUAUCAGCUAGUGAAAAUAUCCCCAUUUACACCUCCUGCAAUGUUCCCAAACACGAGCUGACUCUGAUUUUCAUUCUUUCCAUUGUCUGUGCAUGGGAGAGAGAAAGUUUACCUUAUUUUAACCUGGGGAACGAGUGACAGGGAGAGCUCACACAGAAGUACACUGAUGUUUUCAAGCAAUUGCUGCCACAAAAUUUCAGCCACAGCCCCCCCAAUGUGAGACCUGCGCCUGCUGAGAGCUGGCUUGGCAUCAACAGAAAACAAACCACCUGAAAAUACCCCAAAUUCAGAGCCUUUACUCCAUGUUCUGAUGAUGCCACUGCCUUCAUUUACCUGGGUGUGUGUAAAUGUGCAGCACAGGUCCCAGCCUCUCUCCUGCAGUUCUGCAGGCCUGUGGAGGGCUCUGCUCCUCCCCUGAGCAGGAGCUGAGGUUUGGGCUCCAAAUGCACAGGAAAGCAUCUGGUGGAAAGCACAGGCUGCAGAGAAGGCUCUGUUCUUACCAAGUACUGUCAGUUGGUGCUGGCAAAGUUCUGCACUGAGCCACUUCAGGGUUGGGUUUGGUGUUGGCAGAGGUUUUUCCUGGUUGUGGACACUGUUCCCUUCCAGCUGGAAUUAGGCAGGGGUUUGUUUUCUGUCGAUGGAACACAUUUUGGUCCAAGCCCCUGAUACAGAAACUGCAGAGGGGAAUGGAGCUGCUUCCAUCUGGCAUUGCCCAGGGACAGUAUUUGGGCCGUGUUUAAUGAGGGUUUGCCUGAGUUCAGCGAGGCCCCUGCCAGGAGCACCCAUGGGAGCAGGCUGGGGGUGCCAGGGUUUGCUUUGCCAUGGGCUGGACCAGCUCCUGCUGCUCUGCAUUUUCCCUGCCCAUUGCCAAAACCCCUUGCUGUGGCUGUUGGGUCACAGGCAGGAGCGACAGUGUUGAUAAAUAUUACAAAGGUGUGCUCUGUUUUAGUGACAAAUUCCUUCGGUGGGUCUUUAGUCCCCUGCUCGUCUGCUUUAAACCUUUUGUUCCUCUUCUGUCGUGAUCAGCGGGGCAAAGCUUUGCUGCAGGCUCUGCUCUGGGGCAGGUCUGGGCUGUAAAUGCUGGAUGUGGGCACUGGAGGGCAAAGCAGUUCCACCGAGCAGCUGCGAGAGAAGCGGCAGCAGCAGCAGCUCUGCCUGUGGGUGGCUUCCCUGAUCGGACAAUUCCUGAGCAGAAGAGCCCUGAUCAGCUUUAUUCCUGCUUCUUCCCUUCCAAACCUGGGCUGGUCCUCACGGGGAAAGCUGCCUGGGAAGGGUUUCCUGCGAAGUGAGAGGGAGCAGUGGAGGGAGGGAGGGAGGGAGGUGGCGGGUGUUGGGAUUUGUUUGAGAGUUGUGCAGCUGAACUCACAGGAUCGGGGGUUGGAUCCUGGGUUUGGGUUGGAGAGGGCCUUAAAGUCUUGUUCCACCUCCUUUGCCAUGGGCAGGGAAUAUCCCCUCCACGUCUGAUCCCGAGCACUGCCGGGGAUGGGGCGUUCGUGACUCCCUGGGGAAAGAUGAAAACUGCUGUUCCUGACUUGGGCUGCUUCUGAGAGGGGAACUCUUGUCCAGGGAUGUGCAGCAGCACACGGAGCCCUGCAGGAGCCUGGUGAUGCUGCAGCUCUCGGGAAUUUCGCUGUGGAGGGGCCAGAGUGACCCCAGGGAUGGUGGGUGAGGAGAGCUGGGGGAAGCUCUGCAGCUGCAGGGCUGCAGCUCAGCCUGGCACAAAAGAAUGGCUCACAGUGGGCUCCAGCAGCGGCAGGGAAGCUCCAAAGGGAAGAGCAGAGCAAGAAAGGGGAGGUGGUGCCAGCUGGGAUUUGUGUGUGUGGGCUGGGAGAAAGGGACAGGAAGGAUUUGCCUGGUGCAGAGGGCACAGGCUGGUGUGGGAGCCACCUCUGCCCAGUGUCACUGAGCCAGGGAGCUGGGAGCAGGCACUGGGAUGGCACUGGGAGGCUGCUGGGCAGGACACUGGGCACCCCCAGGGUUGGUUUGUUAGGGGCUGGUUGGGUUUGGACGCGUUUGACCCACAGCUGUGCCAGGCCUGUGGACACCUGGGUGGGAAUUUGCUUUUCCUGCCUGGCUGUAGCCCAGGUGAGCUUGCAGGUGGGAGGCAGGGGCCAGCCCACGCUCAGGGAAGCACCAGGCCUGGGUUCUGCAGCCAUGCUGUGGGAUCAGCCCGGGCUAAACAGAAUUCCCAGGGCUAAACAGAAUUCCCAGGGUUAAACAGAGUUCCCAGGGCUAAACAGGCAUUCCGAGGGAUAAACAGAAUUCCCUGGGAUAAACAGGCAUUCCCAGGGUUAAACAGGCAUUCCCAGGGUUAAACAGCCAUUCCCAGGGUUAAACAGGCAUUCCCAGGGUUAAACAGAAUUCCCUGGGAUAAACAGAAUUCCCAGGGCUAAGCAGGCAUUCCCUGGGUUAAACAGAAUUCCCAGGGCUUAAGCAGGCGUUUGCAGGGUUAAACAGAAUUCCCUGGGUUAAAUAGAAUUGCCUGAGCUGAGGGGCAGCUCUCCUGUGGCUCGUGGAGCCGGGCUCCUGCAGCAUCCCCCCAAAGCUUGGCUGUGGAAUCCCAUUCCAGGGAAUGUGCCCCGUGUGCCCUGUGUGCAGGGAGCCCCCCGAGCCUGGCUGGGGGGAUCCUGCCCUCUGUGUGGGAGCAGGGCAGGGCUGUGUGUGCCCACCCAGCCCCUCCUGGGGACAGCUCAGUCCCGAAAACCCGCGCGUGGAAGCCCCGGGGUGGCAGCUCUGUGCUCCUGUAAUCCCUGUGCAAUUCCCGAGCUCCGGCCUCUUCCCACCACCGGCUUCUUUCUCUGUGUGUUGUUCUUUUGAUUCCAGUUUUAGCUACACACGUAGAGUUGCCUUUCUUUGACCGAAUGUUCGAAUGUGAAAUAUUGUAUAUUUUAAAGUAUUUACCCUAUUUAUAUACUGUAUGUUACUGUUAAAUAAAUAUAAAUUCCAUUA
This is a messenger RNA of Hirundo rustica (Barn swallow), 5543 nucleotides long. It is a transcript of the gene CDS2, whose product is annotated as CDP-diacylglycerol synthase 2. The coding region runs from base 9 to 1355 and encodes 448 amino acids. Lineage: Eukaryota; Metazoa; Chordata; Aves; Passeriformes; Hirundinidae. The transcript has 13 exons. The record is from RefSeq and is a predicted model, not a curated record. Gene Ontology annotation, molecular function: phosphatidate cytidylyltransferase activity. Gene Ontology annotation, cellular component: endoplasmic reticulum membrane.